Abrus precatorius (Indian licorice) is the source of this 3526-nucleotide messenger RNA. Its product is annotated as ubiquitin carboxyl-terminal hydrolase 2. Gene Ontology annotation, biological process: protein deubiquitination. Bases 382 to 3354 code for a protein of 990 amino acids. NCBI's taxonomy places the organism in Eukaryota, Viridiplantae, Streptophyta, Magnoliopsida, Fabales, Fabaceae. Gene Ontology annotation, molecular function: zinc ion binding; cysteine-type endopeptidase activity; cysteine-type deubiquitinase activity. The transcript has 4 exons. The record is from RefSeq and is a predicted model, not a curated record. Gene Ontology annotation, cellular component: nucleus; cytosol.
GGGGGCGGAUCGGGUAGUGACCCGUCUCGGCUGGUAAACAAACCUUGCACGUCUCUCGUCAGAGACACUGAGAGAGAGAGAGAGAAGAGAGUGAUUCUUCUUCUCUUCCAUUCCAUUCUCUCUAUUCAUCGAUCAAUACUUCAAUACUUACUCACUUUCAAUCUUCUCAUCUUUUUCGAUUCUCUCCCCAAAAAUCAAAAUCAAAACCAAAACCAUCCAAGUCCUUUUGUCUCCCUUCCACUCCCACACAGUGUUCGAUUGGAUUCGUUCGACCCUACUUCAAUCUAUCUUAUUGUUACUCUCGCUUCGUAGUAAAGCUCCAUUUCCUUGAACAUUCUUGUCUGAAAUCUUUCUUCUACGCCUCCUGAUUUCCAGGAACUGAUGGGGAAAAAAGUCAAAAAGAAGAGCCGGGCUUCUGCCAAAGAAAAGGGGGUUGCUACCCAUUCUCCAAGAAAGGUUAUGGAAUCUUGCAACCUGACUGCGGAGUCUGUUGGUGAGGGGGUUUUAGUUGCAAAAGAGACAAAUUCUUGCCCUCAUAUUGUAAAAGGUGUUAAUUUAAAUAGAUUGUCUAGUAUGAUUGGGUCUUCUGGAUCCAUAAGAUGCGAAGACUGUAGAGAAGGUGCUGCUGAUAGGAGGAGUAGUAAAGGAAAAGGUAAACAUGGGAAGAAGAAAGGUGGUGCAUCAUUAGACUCAAAAUCCGAGUCAAAGUCUUUAUGGGUCUGUUUGGAGUGUGGUCAAUAUACUUGUGGAGGUGUGGGGCUGCCUAUAACACCUCGAUGCCAUGUGGUAGGGCAUGCAAGGAAAAACGGGCAUCCCUUAGUAGUUCAUUUUGAUAAGCCUCAACUAUGUUGGUGUUUUCCUUGCAAUAUGCUUAUUCAAGUUGAUAAAAUUGAAAAAACCGAUGAAACCAGUCAUCUUUCUGAUGUUGUGAAAUUGUUGAAAGGACGAUCUUUGGAAAAAUCAUCAGUGGAUAUUGAGGAUGUUUCCUUAGGGGGUGGCAUUGUUAAUUCAGAAAUUAAGUCAGAAGAUCUGUUAACCAAUGAUUCAUAUGGACAAGGGGGUUAUGUAGUUCGAGGUAUGGUUAAUCUUGGGAAUACUUGCUUCUUCAAUUCAAUCAUGCAAAAUCUGCUAGCUAUGAAUAGAUUGCGGGACAGCUUUCUAAAGUUAGAUGCUCCUGUUGGACCACUUAUUAAUUCCUUGAAGAAGCUUUUCACAGAAACAAACCCUGAUUCAGGAUUGAAAAAUGUUAUAAAUCCUAGAUCCUUUUUUGGUUGUGUAUGUUCUAAAUCACCGCAGUUUCGAGGAUAUCAGCAGCAUGAUAGUCAUGAAUUGCUCCGUUGUUUACUGGAUGGGUUGAGUACUGAAGAACUAACUGGAAGGAAACAGAAUGGUUCUCCCAAGAUAGAUGGGAUCUCUUCCAAUACUUUAGUUGAUACUUUAUUUGGGGGUCAGAUAUCUAGUACUGUAUGUUGCAUAGAAUGUGGGCAUUUCUCAACAGUGUAUGAACCUUUUUUAGAUCUUUCACUUCCUGUUCCAACUAAGAAACCUCCACCUCGAAAGGCCCAACAAGUAUCUCGAACCAAAAAAGCAAAACUUCCACCAAAAAAAGUUGGAAAGACUCGAGUUAAAGUUAACAGGGAUACCGAUCCAUUACCUGUUCAAAAUGUAUCAAACCAAUUAUCCAGCCAUGAAUCGUCUCGCCCUGAUCUGUCCAUCAUAUCGGUUUCUGGAGGGAUGGGGACUUCUCCUGGUGAUUCUACAGUACUGGGUUCUGAAGAAAGAAGCAGUGUGGCUGAUAAAGAUGACCUGUCUUCACCUAAUUUGGUUACUGCUGGAGAGUCUCAACAUAUGCAAGUGCUCGACAGUGGUGCAGGGAAACCAUCAGCUUCAGAUAAUUUUACAUGGUUGGAUUUUGUGGAAGCUGGAACCAUGGUAGAUGAAUGUGAUUUCAUUUCCCAGAAGGAGGAUGCUCCAGAGAUACAGGAUACUGAGAGCAAGGAUAAAUGCUUAAAUGAGUUCCCUGCACAGGCUAGCUGUGAAUCUAGUGGUUCGGUUUGUUUCCUAAAGGAGGAUCAAGACCAAAGGCCUGAUUCUUCAGCAAAUGGGUGGGAAGAUGAGAUUCCAUUACAAGUUCAAGGUUCAGAAGUGCUGUUACUUCCAUACAAAGAAGAAAGUUCCUCUGCUGGUGAGAUUGUUGGAAAAGAUGGUGAGGGCUCCUCAUCAGUUUUGGGUGGUGGUCAAGAAGAAUUGGAGUUUGAUGGCUUUGGUGACUUAUUCAAUGAGCCUGAAGUUGUUGUUGGACCUUCUCCCAGACCUUCUUCAUGUAGUGAGGUCACAGAAGCUGGUUUUGUCAUUGGAAGCAACAGUGAAUCUGACCCUGAUGAAGUAGAUGAUACAGAUUCUCCGGUUUCUGUGGAGAGUUGCUUGGCACAUUUUAUAAAACCUGAGUUGCUCUCAGAUGAAAAUGCAUGGCAUUGUGAGAACUGUUCAAAAGUUCUCCAACGUCAAAAGAUGGAAGAAAAAACACAGACUAGAACUGUAUCCGAUGGAAAUGGGAGAGGAAGUCAUGAUGAACCAUGGCAUGCACCUAACUCUUGUCCCUUUAAAACCAAAAGCAUUAGAAAUGAGGACAUAAAAAAUGACAAAAAUAUAGAAACCUCUGUUUCACAUGUUAAACAUGGCAGAGAGCUUGAAAAUGGUCAAAGAGAUAACUUGAGUUUAAUUAAUGAAAGGGAUCAUGGGGCAUUUGAAAUGGAAGAUAAACAUAAUGAUGAAUUACAGUCUUCAGGUUUUCAUGAAGCUUGCAAUGAAGAAAGGUGCAAUCUUUCAGCUGCUGAUUCUUGUAUUACCGAAAAUGUCCAAAGAAGAGAUUCUCUGGUUUUAGGCAGUGAUAACAAUGACUUAGAAGAGACUGACUCAAGAAGUGUGAAAGUGAAGAGGGAUGCAACUAAGAGAGUCCUCAUUUAUAAAGCUCCGCCUGUCUUGACCAUUCAUCUGAAGAGAUUUAGCCAAGAUGCCCGUGGUCGCUUAAGUAAAUUAAAUGGCCAUGUCAAUUUCAGAGAAGUAAUGGAUAUUAGAACAUAUAUUGAUCCCAGGUGCAUGAAUGAAGACACGUAUGAAUACCAUUUAGUUGGUGUAGUGGAGCACUCGGGAACUAUGAGAGGGGGUCACUAUGUUGCCUAUGUGAGAGGGGGCCAGAGGAACAGAGGGAAGGGUGAUCGAGUGAAUGAGUGUUCCACAUGGUAUCAGGCAAGUGAUGCAUAUGUACGUGAAGUUUCCCUUGAUGAAGUUCUUCGCUGUGAGGCAUACAUUUUAUUCUAUGAAAAAAAUUUGAAUGGAUCGUCUACUUUUUAGGUUUUAUAUUUGAGGGAGGGAUAGAGAGGUUUACUAAAUUGAUGAGAGGGAGAUAAAUCAUUGCAGGUGAGUGUAAAAGCAAUUACCGUAUAUUGUAUACCAUUUUUUCAACAUGUAAUGAGAUCUUGAAUGUACAAUGCGAUAUCAUAAAAUCAAAAGUCAAUUUUUCCCC